Molecule: messenger RNA, 737 nt
Organism: Pseudovirgaria hyperparasitica
Lineage: Eukaryota; Fungi; Ascomycota; Dothideomycetes; Acrospermales; Acrospermaceae
Exons: 1
Coding region: 34-423 (129 amino acids)
Source: RefSeq, a predicted model, not a curated record
GUCAUUGCUAACUUGCAUGCUUAUGCUCAUGCGAUGGAAAACGACACACGAAGAGUACAAGCAGAACAGGCUCUGACAAGCAUCAACACGGCAUUAUCGCAGGGGAAAAAGCUUUCGAUUGUUGAUUCUCAGGGCAAUGCGAUAACUGACCCGUGCAAAGCUAUGGAAGGCGACAGUAGUAAUGCUACGUACAAGAUUUCUCUCGAGAAAAUGGAUGAUGUCAUCAUCGGCAUCACCCGUCGGGUCAGCGAUAUGACAUUACAGGAACCAUGCGAAGGUCACAUCGUGCCAGGUGCGAAGCCAGCGGUAUUGAUCGCAGAGAAUAGACAGACCAGACUGAAAGCACGCAAAGAAGGGCUCACCUCGGUUGCCAGCGCGAUGAUACGAAAACUUCUGUCGGCACAGGUGAAAAGACCCGGAUAACACAGGAGCAAAGGGUGCGGCGCGAUGGAGUAUCAAAGAAUCCGUCGUUUUCCUAGAACCUGACGAGCUUGGCACUCGCAUGUCGCGCGAUGUCUCCCCCACCCAAAUUUACGUGAGACAGUCAUAUUUUGGCAUUUUGUCGUACACUCGUCGCCACAUGAGGUUUUAUUAGUUAAUAUACUUGGUGUUGAGUCUCCACGUAUUUUUUCUACCCAUAUGCCCCCUACGACGUCGAAAAAACCCACUCAAAGCGUUCAAUUUGCCAUAGACGCGUCGACUAAACCUCCUCCUCCUCCUCCUCCUCCUCCUACUCC